AUGUGGGCAAAUAGAACAGGAGACUUUAAUGUUUAUAUUGGAUCAAACUCGGUUGCAACAUCUCAAUCCUCAUCUUACGUCAUCAGCCUGGAGCAAGAACUAGCCAUUAGUUUCUAUCAAACCAACUAUUUGUUUGAUCUGAUUCAAUUAAACUUCUCAGUGGCGAACUUAUACAACAUGACGAUAGCUCUCGAUUCGCCUACUAGCAGUAUUCCAGAAUUAGAAAUAUCUGUCUCAGCCAAAUCCAAUAACAUUGCAGUAGCGGAAAAUUACGUGACUAGUGGAGUGACUGCCAUACAAUUUCAAGCGGUAACGAUCACGUUCGGUCCGAUCAACCCAGCCACGGAGAUAUCAAUAGGAUUGGUGGACAUUGAAGUUUGCGCAAAAACUAUUUCUAAUUAUAGCUGA
Molecule: messenger RNA, 408 nt
Organism: Helobdella robusta
Lineage: Eukaryota; Metazoa; Annelida; Clitellata; Rhynchobdellida; Glossiphoniidae
Exons: 2
Coding region: 1-408 (135 amino acids)
Source: RefSeq, a predicted model, not a curated record